Messenger RNA from Durio zibethinus, 3739 nucleotides. The record is from RefSeq and is a predicted model, not a curated record. Lineage: Eukaryota; Viridiplantae; Streptophyta; Magnoliopsida; Malvales; Malvaceae.
GUAUAAAUUAAAAAUUUAAAAAUUUAUUUGAAUACAAGAGUGUAUUUACCUACUCAAAUGUAAUAAAAGUAUUAAAAUAUAUUUAAAUAAAGUUGUGCAAUUCUGGAACUUGUUCCAUAUUUUAUGUCCCCAAUUCUCCUCAAACUCCAUCAGCUCCCAUUUGUCGAACAGGUUGUCCAUGGGCCAAGCCAUUUACAGCCCAUUAUUUAACUGAUUAAUGCAUAAAAGAAACCUGAACGGCUGAACCCGCCAUAUCCAAAUAAUCUCUGUUGAAAUUGGCAGCAUCCCUCUUUCAGAAUAGCUAAAAUUGCUCUAACUGCUGCAAAACCCCCUCACAGACUUCUUGAAGAGAAGUUUAUUUCUCUCUUACAAUCAUGUAAGACCUUAAAACAUCUCUUCCAAAUCCAAACCCAAAUAUUGACUCAUGGCUUUGACCAGAACAAGUACAUAUCUCCAAGAUUUAUGGCAGCAUGUGCUCAAAUGAAGCAAAUGGGCGUUGCCCAGAAAGUGUUUGAUAAAAAUCCUGAACCAAAUGCGGCUCUAUGGAACUCAAUGAUUAAAGGGUAUGCAGAAAAUGGGUUUUAUGUAAAAGUUUUAUUCUUGUUUAGUCAAAUGAAAAGCAUGGAUUUUUCAUUACCCAAUUGCUUUACUUUUCCUAUUGUUCUUAAAUCUUGUUUGAAGUGUAACGCUUUGACAGAAGGUGAGGAGGUGCAUUGUGUAGUGAUAAAAAGUGGUUUUAAAGGAAACCCUUUUGUGGGAACUACGUUAAUCGAGAUGUAUUCUGGUUCGAGAGUGAUUGGAGCAGCUUAUAGAGUGUUUAGUGAAAUGGUUGACAGGAAUGUUGUUGCUUGGACUUCAAUUAUUAAUGGGUUUAUUUUAUGUCGUGAUUUAGUUAAGGCACGUUGUCUUUUUGAUUUGGCUCCGGAGCGCGAUAUUGUGUUGUGGAAUAUUAUGGUUUCGGGCUAUAUUGGAACGGGGGAUAUGGUAGAAGCAAGGAAGCUUUUUGAUCAGAUGCCGAAAAGGGAUGUAAUGUCAUGGAAUACAAUUUUGCAUGGCUACGCUAGUAAUGGGGAUGUUGAGGCUUGUGAGAGGUUGUUUGAAGAGAUGCCUGAGCGGAAUGUUUUUUCAUGGAAUGGAUUGAUUGGAGGGUAUGCAAGAAAUGAGUGUUUCUUGGAGGUUUUGGAUGCUUUCAAGAGGAUGUUAAUUGAUGGUAAUGUUCUUCCUAAUGAUGCUACACUUGUGACUUUGUUGUCCGCAUGUGCAAGGUUAGGAGCUUUAGAUUUGGGAAAAUGGGUUCAUGUAUAUGCUGAGAACAAUGGAUAUAAAGGAAAUGUUUAUGUUGGGAAUGCUUUAAUUGAUUUGUAUGCAAAAUGUGGGCUGAUAAAGAAUGCUGUUGAUGUGUUCAAGAGCAUGGAUAAGAAGGAUUUGAUAAGUUGGAACACAAUAAUUGGAGGCCUAGCAAUGCAUGGGCGUGGAGCUGAUGCCUUAUAUCUCUUUUCUCAAAUGAAGAAUGGUGGAGUGAUUCCAGAUGGAAUUACCUUCAUAGGUGUUUUGUGUGCCUGUACACAUACGGGUUUAGUUGAAGAUGGCAUUUCUUAUUUCCAAUCUAUGGUAGAUGAUUACUCAAUUGAACCUCAGAUUGAGCAUUAUGGUUGUAUGGUUGAUCUGCUAGCUCGAGCUGGUCUUUUACCACAGGCUAUGGAUUUUGUGAAGAAAAUGCCAAUGGAGGCAGAUGCUGUUAUUUGGGCUGCCAUACUUGGAGCAUGUCGGGUUUACAAAAAUGUUGAAUUUGCCGAACUUGCUCUUGAACAGCUCAUUAAAUUUGAGCCAAAUAACCCUGCAAAUUUUGUCAUGCUUGCAAACAUAUAUGGGGAUCUUGGUAGGUGGAAGGAUGUGGCAAGAUUAAAAAUUGCAAUGAGAGAUACUGGUUAUAAAAAAGUACCUGGAUGUAGCUUGAUUGAGGUUAAUGAUGAUGUUGUUGAGUUUUAUUCUCUAGAUGAGAGGCAUCCUGAAACAAAGGAAAUAUAUGGAGCCUUGAGGGGAUUGACUAAACUGUUGAGAUCAUGUGGGUAUAUUCCAGAUCUUCAAGAGCUUGAGCAGGGGGGUUAAGGUAAAAAGAGAUAGGAUUAAUGUUUCGUAUAGUCCCUAACUAUAGUGAAAUGUUCAAUGUGGCCAUGAACUUUAAAACUCUCUAACGUGAUACCUAAAUUAUGAAUUUACUAAUUAAUGUGGUAUUUGAAGGGUUGUUUGUUUGUCACGUGUUAUCUUUGAAGUUAACUAUGUUAGGGGUGAAUGUCACAUUAGUUAACAGAUUCAUCGUUUAGGUAUCACAUUAGAGAACUUUAAAGUUCAUGUACCACAUUAAACAUUUUACUAAAAUUCAGGAAUUAUUCCUGACAUUAACCCAAAGAGAUAUUACAGAAUCUAGUAGAGUCAUUGGUCAGGAUGACAUAUCUCUAGUGGUUGAGUUUUGCUCCCAUCCUAUUUCAACAUGUGAUAUGUCUCAAGUGGUCUUCUUUUAGUUGUGAUUGUCAAAGAUUCAUGAGCAUCUUUUAAAGAAGUUCUGGAAUCUGGAAUAAACUUGCUUUGUGGAUAGCCUCACGUGCUGUGCCAUAUGUGACAUGAACUUUCCUGUUUUAUACAAUUCAGCUUUACAGGUGAAAAAUUGGAGCUCAACCUUUACUAUUGUUGAUCAGACCUCGAAUAGGCAAUGCUGCAGAAGAAUAUUGAAACGAUUGAAUCCAGAGAUACGAUUGAUCUGUGGAAGAAGUUAAAAGAUUUUGAAGGGGGCCACCAUGGUGCUCAUGAUUGUUUGUCAAAAGCCAGAGUGCUUUUUCAAUUCCAAAGGAUGUUAAACACAAAAGCUAGCAGUCAUACUGUUUUCCUCUUUAUCAUUUUAUAUCACCCAUUUUAAGCCUGGAUGAAGGUGAAUUCAUUGGAUGGGGAAAAUAAAUUAGUGAUUGAUGUAUAUCACUACCAGAAGUCCAGUAUAGAAGACUGAAUCAAACUGAAAAGUAACUACAUAAAUGAGCAAAAUGAACGGUUUACCUAAGCCAUCCAGUGUGAAAACAUGGUUAAUCCAGCUAGAUUUCCAAUUCUGAUCUGCUCAAUUCAUUCCAGCUGCCAUCAACUAGAAGAUAACAAGUCUUGUCUUGAUUCAGCAGUUGUCCAACAUUAUACAGCUGAGGUCUGAGAUUUAAAGUGAAUGUCUGCUCUGUAAUGCCAGCAAUGCACCAGCUCUUCUCAGCCCGUAUGGAAACUUGUAGCAUUCCUUAUCAUUAGCUACUUUUUUUUAGUUGCAGUGGAUUUAAUAAACAUUAUUCAGGUUGAAUGGUUUUAAAUAUUUAACAACUAUUCUGUGAAGUUUUUGAAUAAAUCAUAGUGAAUGGUUGAUUCUAGUUAUUUUUUUUCUCCUUUUAGAGCUUAAUAGACCUUUGGUACAAAUUAAAGUUUAGUGAGGAUAAAAGUGAAAAGGUGUAUAAGUAAUUUAGUUAUUUUCAACAAAAAUUACAUCCUACUUAAAAUUGCAAAUAAAUAAUUUUGUAAAGAAUUCCAGAUUUUCCUUAUUUCUAUCAUAGAGUUUCAUAAACAUCCUCAUAAUUUGUUUUAACAAAAAUACACAACCAACUAAUGCUAUGGUCCAAUGUGACUUUAUCUGUUAAUUAGUUGAAAACCUUAAUCUAAGCAUAAUUUUGAACGGUUCAUGAAAUUAUAUAGAGACAGUGACUGGCAUUAGAAU